This is a messenger RNA of Phytophthora nicotianae INRA-310, 1293 nucleotides long. RefSeq lists its product as hypothetical. Lineage: Eukaryota; Oomycota; Peronosporomycetes; Peronosporales; Peronosporaceae. The record is from RefSeq and is a predicted model, not a curated record. Gene Ontology annotation, molecular function: calcium ion binding; calcium-dependent protein serine/threonine phosphatase regulator activity. The transcript has a single exon. The coding region runs from base 1 to 1293 and encodes 430 amino acids.
AUGACUGCGAAACCUGCAAAAGUCCGUGACUAUGAACAGUCUGACAGUUCGAGAAGUAAGACCGCACAGUCGUCGGACAGCUCGAAGACGUCUAAAGGAGGUGGUGAUACGCCGUCUACAGCCCCAGCUCCAGCUCGGAAGAAAAAAAAGAAGAAAGCUCAAGAAAAUGAGAACGCGAGCAAUUCAACCUCCAAAGGUGGAGAGACCAAGACGUCAAAGAAGCGGAAAUCACCGACAAAAAGCGACGUAGAAGCUCAAUCGACUGUUCAAAGCAAGGUAUCCCAACGAAAAGUGCAGCCUAAGCACAAGAACUUCAGCAAUCUUCUAGACAGUAAAAGCUCGACCAUUGCUGUCGGUAAUACACCCGAAGCUGCCACUCCUGAAGUUGAUGAACCGGGGGGAUUAGCUGGUGGGAACUUCGGCUUGUUGCUUGAGACAAAACAAGCUGAAAAGCUUUGUCUUUCGUUGGGGCUUCAAAAGCGGAAUGUCGAGGCGAUGAGACGAUUCUUCGAUCAUGAAGAAGAACUUGGGACUGGGGAUAUCACGAUUGACGAGUUCUUCUCCAUGUUGCAUGAACAACCGCGACAGCUCACAAAAGGACUUUUUGAAGCAGUUGGGCUGGUUCGCAAUCUUCGAAGAAUACGCUUUGAUGAAUUUGUUAUCUGUAUUGCUACCGUCGCUACAUGGUCCAAGAGCGAACUGCUACACUAUGCGUUCAAGCAAUUCGAUAUAGACGAAUCUGGAGUCAUGGAUGGCCGAGAACUUCGCGCUUUCUGCGAGGGACUUAAGAACGAUAGCAGUUUCUACUUCGCGAAUAAUGUCAACAAAGCUCGUGAAAAAUUGGUCAUAAGAGACCGGAAUAACCGAUACCAGUAUUUUAAAGAGAAGCAAUCUCUAACUGAUGAAGAUAUUGAGGCCAAUACGGUGGUGGAUCUGGAAGAUUUAGCGAAAGGAUCAACAGAAUUCCAAGUGGCGUUUUACCCUUUGUUGCAGCUGCAGCAAAGUGUUCGCUCUUGUGCACCUGGAGAGCGUUUUUGGGCAAAAGUGGCGCAACGACGACAGGAGGUUGAAGUUAUUGUGCACUACAUGCGGAUGCACAAGGGAGAGCUACCGUCCUUCUCGAUUGUAAAGCGAAUCAUAGCAUACUUGUUGCCGUCUUCGCAAGCUAAUGCACAAUUGGCGGUGCACAAAUUGGCAAUUCUCAAGUAUGCUGAGGAGGAGCGAAUAUGGCAAGAGCAAGCACAUGCUCGAGCAGAAGCAGACAAGCUGGCGCAAACAGGAAGUCAAGAAUAA